AUGGUAACUACCACCAAACCCAUAACAUCAUCAGGUCGCUACACGUGUAGAAUUUGCAAUUACCGAGCCACUACAUCAUCUAACCUUCGACGUCAUUCGCGCAUACACGCUGGAUCCCGGCCCUACCUCUGUCCGCACUGUGACUAUCGAACGAGCGAACUCGACUCCUUACGAAAACACGUAAUUGACAGUCGUCGGCAUUGUGAUCUUCCACUCUACAUCUGUCCGUGGUGUUGUCCCUCGGGAAUUUCUUCUAAUCUCAGGACUUCUAGUGAGCCGCUAGUAGGUUUCAAUGCAUCAGAUCUGGCCUGGCGUCAUCUGCAAACUGCACAUGCCGAGGAACUCACGCGUUCCGAGGUUCUUUUGCGAGCUGGCCGAUUGCCUAAUGAAAAAUUAUGCGAGGUGAUGCUCCUGCAGAUUUUGUUUAAAUGUUGUCCCCAACCUUUAUUCCCAUCUUAA
This is a messenger RNA of Protopolystoma xenopodis, 459 nucleotides long. NCBI's taxonomy places the organism in Eukaryota, Metazoa, Platyhelminthes, Monogenea, Polystomatidea, Polystomatidae. The record is from the annotation of a GenBank genome assembly.